Molecule: messenger RNA, 3811 nt
Organism: Procambarus clarkii (red swamp crayfish)
Lineage: Eukaryota; Metazoa; Arthropoda; Malacostraca; Decapoda; Cambaridae
Product: patched domain-containing protein 3
Cellular component (GO): membrane
Source: RefSeq, a predicted model, not a curated record
CUAGACCAACACACCAUCUCCCAGGAUGAACUAGACCAACACACCAUCUCCCAGGAUGAACUAGACCGACACACGAGUGUUAUUGUCAUCCAGUACAGGACAGUGCAGGUGAGAAGUGGAGCUCAUCCGAUCCCUCGAUCGUCGCCCUCAAUCACCAACAGAAACAUGGCAAAGUAAACAACAUACCCAACCUUACAACUUAGCCGGAUAUAAAGCCAUUCACAACUACAAGCCUGACAAAAAAGGAGGUAGUACAGCUAUCUAUUAUCCAAAGAUGGCACGAAAUGAAUGUCAGACCAUGAUGGGCAUCAGAACAGACUCUGAUAAAAUGAAUUGUGUUGAAAAUGAAGUCAAAUCCCAAAAUGUAUUGAGUAGAAUCAGUUUGUACAUUAUUAAUGGUCUAGAGCACGCCUUCUACACUUAUGGGGCUGCCAUUGCUCUCCGCCCAGCUGUUUUCAUAAUUUUUUGUGUAAUUAUGACAGCUGGCUUUUCUGCAGGCCUACUUAACUUCACUGUGGAAGAGCGUCCAUUCAAACUUUGGAUUCCACAGGAUUCUGAUUUUAUUAAUGUGAUGGAAUGGCAAAAGAAAAAUUUCCCUUCUGAAUUCCGAAUUCAUGUUUCUAUUUAUGAAGCAGAAAAUGUAUUGGACAAAAGUGUACUGAUGGAGAUGUUAAGAGUUCAUGAAGCUGUUGCUAGUGCUUCAACAGCAGAUGCAACAUGGGACAUGGUGUGUGCCAAAAUGCCAUCGAUAGUUAACUCUUUCUUUGGUCGUAAAAAGAGGAGCUUGAACCGAGAUAUAAUUUCAGAACAAAAUACACAUGAUGCCUCGUCAAGAGUAAAGCGAGAGGACAAAGAGGACGCUUGGUAUGACUGGAGUACUGUUCUCGAUACAGAGACAUAUUGUAGUUUAUUGAAGGCAAUGGAACAGAAGUGCAUGGAACAUAGCAUCCUUGAGGUCUGGGGGUAUGAUGAAGGGGUAAUCAGUAAUCUUACACCUGAUCAGAUUAUUGAAGACAUAAACACUGCAGAAACAAGUGCUGUGUUUGGGUUCCCAACAAACUUCAGUCAGUUUUUGGGAAAAGUUGAGAAGGACAGUGAAGGGCGAUUAGUUAAAGCUGGAGCUUCACGGCAAGUAUGGAUUACUCACAUCAACCUCACAGCAGUAGAUGAUGGGGAUUUUGUGGAUGAUGGAGGAACAGGCAUGGAGGUAGACACUGUAAGCUUUAACUGGGAAAAACAACUUAUUAAAGCUGUGUUAAAUAAAAGUGAGAGGCCAGAUAACAUAUCUGUUUAUCUCAUGGCAUCUUCAAGCUUUGGGAUGAUUAGUGAAGACACAAUAGUAGGAGACAUACAAUAUUUGGGUGUUGGUUUCCUUGUAGUGUUCAUAUAUAUUCAGAUCAUGCUUGGAAAGUUUAAUAUGGUAGAGCAACGACCCUUGUUAUCACUAAUGGGACUCGUCUGUGUUGGAAUGUCAAUUUUUGUAUCAUAUGGAAUAUGUUCCAUGUUUAAUGUGCCAUUUGGACCAGUAAACAAUGUCUUACCAUUUCUUCUCCUUGGGCUUGGAAUCGACGAUAUGUUCGUAAUAAUGCAAGCAUGGAACAAUCUUAAUCAACGGGAGAAAAAGCACAAGCUAACAGAACGAAUUGGGUUUGCUGUGAAGAAUGCAGGUGUUUCAAUAACAGUUACCUCAGUGACUGACUUUGCUGCCUUUGCCAUAGGCAGUGGGACAGUUCUCCCUGCACUGAGAUCCUUCUGCCUGUAUGCUGCUGUGGGCAUUGCUGCUGUUUACUUCUUCCAGGCAACAUUCUUUGUCGCGUGGUUCUCAUUAGACCAGAGAAGAUUGGAAGACAAGCGUCAUGGAUAUAUAUGGUGCUGGAAGCUUAAGAAUUGGACUCCUAAUCAGUGUAGUCAAAAAGAUCUAUGUCAGACUUUCUUUAGUGAUAUUUAUGCCAAGUUCCUUUUUAAACUGCCUGUGAAGAUACUUGUUCUGUUUAUCACAGUAGGUCUCUUGGCAGUGUCUGGAUGGGGGCUCUCAAAUCUUCGACAAGAGUUUAAUCCUAUAUGGUUCCUCCCUCAGAGCUCAUACCUCUUCCAAUUUUUUAUGAAGCAACAGUAUUAUUAUCCAUCAUCUGGGGAAAUGGGAUAUAUUUAUUUUGGUAAGAUGAAUUAUUUUGAUGAGCUACCCAAAAUUGAUGAAUUAAUGAUUCAGAUGAAGGAGAGUGAAUACAUUAGUGAAGUUGAUAGCUGGUAUUUGAAAUAUAAAAGUUAUUGGGAACAGCAAGGAUAUUCAGUGCCUGAUCCAGAUGAGACUGAAAUGGAGUUUCUUGAUAAACUUGGCAUGUUUCUCCACUCUCCUAGUGGAUCAAAGUUUCGUGUUAGAAAUUUUCGUUUUGAUGGCACUUUGAACUGCACAACAGCAGCGCCACCAAUCUUAGCAUCCAGUGUAGAAUACAGGCAUCGGUACCUUUCAGGGUCCAGGGAGAAAAUCCAAGCAAUGGACAACCUCAAAUAUAUUAUUCAAAGCAUGAAAUUUAAUGGUUAUGUGCAGCCCUUUUCAAUAGCAUACAGUGGGUGGGAAACUGACAAGAUUAUUGAAAAUGAGCUCUAUCAAAAUAUGGGGCUUGCUAUGAUGGUUGUAUUUAUUGUGACACUUAUUUUAAUUGCCAACUUGAGCACAAGUGUGAUGGUGUUGGUGUGCGUGAUGAUGACACUGGUGGACAUGGGUGGGCUGAUGCACUGGUGGGGCCUCACUAUUGACACUGUUUCAUGCAUUGAUAUUGUCUUAGCCAUUGGUCUGUGUGUUGACUAUGCUGCUCACAUAGGACAUACCUUCAUGACGAAGAGAGGCACGAGGGAUGAACGUGCAAGACUUACAGUUGCCACCAUUGGUCCGGCUGUUCUCAACGGAGGCUUCAGCACCUUCCUAGCUUUCAUCUUCCUAGCUAACUCAGACUCACAUGUCUUCAUCACUUUUUUUAAGAUCUUCUUUGGUGUUGUGUUGUACGGGUUGUUCCAUGGACUUGUUUUUCUUCCUGUGCUGCUGUCACUCAUUGGACCUGCACCUUACCCUUGCGCUCAAGAUGUUGAAGUUAAGUCAGAAGAGACUGAAGAGAUGUGCCCAGAGUCUCAGCAACCAUGCCAGCAGCAGGGAAGAGAAGGUGCACGCCAACCAAUCAAAUUGGUGGACAUUCUCAAUGAAACUGUGAAUGAUGGUUUAUUAGAUGAUAAAAGUUCAGGUGUGAAUACAACAGUUGCAAAUGGUAAACCUGAGGUGUGUGUGUAGUUUUGAGAAAAUGGAAAUACAGUAAAAUAUUUUUGUAUAUGUACAGUAUUAAGUUUGAUGUAAAACAUGAAUUUAUUAGUAUUUGGUCACAAAGCAACAACUACUGACACACAUAAGAAACAUACAAUGUGGAAAUAAACUGUUUGGUGAAAAUAUGUAUAACUCAUAGCUCUUUCAGCUUCAAGAGACACACUUGUGUAUCUUUGAGUUGAGAAAACUCCUGUGUGUUUGAGACGUUUAUUGUUAAGAUGUUGUUUCCAUGCGAGCUUUAUCUCAACAAGCCUCUCAUUGAGCUAGUCGCAACCAUUGAGACCAUAGUCACAGUAUGUAGAAACCAAAGAUGUAUCCUCAUGCAAGUUAUAAUUAUAUGUUUGCUCUAUGUUUAAUGUUUUAACAGUCUUUACAACUACCAGUUGUAAUGCAACCCGUUCUCGCAAAUUCGUAAAGUCAAUAUUGACUUAUUAACUACGUGCAUAGGUGAUAUACUAAACAUAAUAGAUACCCUUAAAAAGAUUCAUAGAAAACACC